AUUGAAUUUAAUUGGUGAUGAAGGUGCAUCAGGCUUAGGUUCAGCUUUAGCAAAAUGCAUUAAUCUCUCAAAUUUGACACUUUACCUUGACUCAUUGAAAAUUUCAUAAAAAUUCAAAGUAAAAGGCAAGUGUCUUAAAUCAUAAAGAUUAGUUGUCUUUAAUUUAAAUUUCUGAUGAUAAACAGCUGGUGAAAAAAGGAUGAAUCAAUAUAAAAUGUUUGAAUAAUAUUAUAUAUUUUAUUAUUUAAUAUUUUUAAAAAGUGUUUUUAACCUAAAAUAUAAAUAGAUUUAUAGUUUUUAUUAUUGAUUUUAAAUUUAUAAAUAUCAUUCAUAUUUUUGUAAG
Molecule: messenger RNA, 343 nt
Organism: Tetrahymena thermophila SB210
Lineage: Eukaryota; Ciliophora; Oligohymenophorea; Hymenostomatida; Tetrahymenidae
Exons: 2
Source: RefSeq, a predicted model, not a curated record